CUAGCUAGAGGCCCAGAAGCUAGCCAGUAGCCACUCCACCAGCUAGUUUCGCAGCUCGUAACCUAGCUAGCCAUGGCUUUGCCUUGUAGCCCCACAAGGCACUGCAGCUUAUUACUGCUCGUCGCCGGCGUGCUGCUGCUGCUGCUAGUAGGCAGCAUGCGCCCGUGCGCGGCGACCCUGGACGAGGACAUCGAGCUCAUCUGGGGCGCCAGCCACACCUACUUCUUCAUGGACGGCCCGGACACGGAGUCCCUGGCGCUCUCCCUGGACGAGCAGCAGGGCUCGUGCUUCCGCUCCAAGAACACGUAUUUAUACGGCACUAUCAGCAUGGACAUCAAGCUCGUCGAGGGCAACUCCGCCGGCGUCGUCGCCACCAUCUACACGAUCUCCGAAGGCCCCUGGUCGUACCACGACGAGAUCGACCUGGAGUUCCUCGGCAACGUCUCCGGCCAGCCCAUCACGCUCCACACCAACGUCUUCGCCAACGGCGUCGGCGGCCGGGAGCAGCAGUUCUACCUCUGGUUCGACCCCACCGCCGACUACCACACCUACACCAUCGAGUGGAACCCCAAGUACAUUUUGAUCAGGGUUGACGGGAAGGCGAUCCGGGCGUUCAAGAACUAUGAGGACCAGGGGGUGCCGUACCCAACGUGGCAGCAGCAGCGCGUGUACGGCAGCCUGUGGGACGCCGACGAGUGGGCGACGCAGGGCGGCGCCAUCAAGACCGACUGGUCCAACGCGCCCUUCGUCGCCUACUACCGCAACUACAACACCACCUGGUGCCGGCCGUCGCCCGGCGUCUCGUGGUGCGGCGCCGAGCCCAAGGACUCGCCGCGCUUCGACCUCGACCAGCAGACGCUCACCGACCUGCAGUGGGUCAACGCCAACUACCGGAUCUACGACUACUGCACCGACCACAAGAGGUUCAACGAGUCAGAGUUCCCCAAGGAGUGCUACCUGCAACGAGCAGGGCUCUGACUGAGUUCUCACGCAUUGCUUGAUGGCCAAUAUUGAUGAGGGGAUCGACGAUUGUUGUUGGGCUCGAUCGAUCCGCUGAUUGUUUCUGUACAUCUGAAGACACACAGGACAGGUACAAUUUUGAUUCUUUAUUAGAUUGGUGAUAUGGUCUCCCUCGAUCCGGCUGCUUCACUUCUUCUCGGGUCAUCAGAUGUAUCAACAUUUCUCUGACAGAGCUGUUGCUUUGUUCUAGCAUUAUUGAUUCGUCAUGUAAAACCAUGAUAUAAAUGGUUCCACAUUA
Messenger RNA from Panicum hallii, 1258 nucleotides. Its product is annotated as xyloglucan endotransglucosylase/hydrolase protein 24-like. The record is from RefSeq and is a predicted model, not a curated record. Bases 73 to 978 code for a protein of 301 amino acids. Gene Ontology annotation, molecular function: xyloglucan:xyloglucosyl transferase activity; hydrolase activity, hydrolyzing O-glycosyl compounds. Gene Ontology annotation, cellular component: cell wall; apoplast. The transcript has 3 exons. Gene Ontology annotation, biological process: cell wall biogenesis; xyloglucan metabolic process. Lineage: Eukaryota; Viridiplantae; Streptophyta; Magnoliopsida; Poales; Poaceae.